GUGCCCCAUCAUUGGUAUUACUAGGAGGAAUAGUGCCCCAUCAUUGGUAUUAGUGGGAGGAAUAGUGCCCCAUCAUUGAUGUCAGUGAGAGGAAUAGUCCCCCAUAAUUGGUGUCAGUGGGAGGAAUAGUGCCCCAUCAUUGGUGUCAGAGGGAGGAAUAGUGCCCCAUCAUUGGUGUCAGAGGGAGGAAUAGUGCCCCAUCAUUGAUGUCAGUGGGAGGAAUAGUCCCCCAUAAUUGGUGUCAGUGGGAGGAAUAUGCCCCAUCAUUUGUGUCAGUGGUAGGAAUUUUGCCCCAUCAUUGGUGUCAGUGGAAGGAAAAAUGCCCCAUAGUUGGUGUCAGUGAAGAAAUGGUGCCUCCUUGUUGGUGUCAGUGGGAGGAAUAGUACCCC
Messenger RNA from Staurois parvus, 389 nucleotides. The record is from the annotation of a GenBank genome assembly. Lineage: Eukaryota; Metazoa; Chordata; Amphibia; Anura; Ranidae.